AUGCUCUCUCGCGUGAUCCAUGACUUGUACUAUUUGAAGCGCAUCCACAGCGUGGUGCUGGAUGAGAAGCUUGGACGUGCACUGAAGGCGAAGCUAAGUGCAUUGAACCUCCGCGAUAGUCCUUCACCCGGUCCUGCAGCGCUUCGCCGGUUGGUGGAGUGCUUAGUCUACUUUCAGCUUGAAAGCAGCCCGGUGACGGUGAGUGCGAUUGCCCUUGUGCGAGAGGAGCUUUCCCAGAUGACGGGGAGCCAGCUUUCUCGAACCAUCGCGGCAUGUUGUGCGCUUGGCCAAAAUGAUAUCUCCGUGUCUGCCGUAUCCUUGCUGGCGGAGGCGUUGCCUAGCAUGGAUAGCGUGGGAGCUGUGCAGCUCAUUCAGUCUCUUGCCACUGCUGGCGUGCGGCAUGAGGAUACCUGGUCACUUCUAGCAGAGCACUGCAUUAGACGCAUGGAUAGUUUCACAGGGCGGCAACUGUACCGUAUCAUUGAGUGUUUUUAUGAGCGAAAGGUACAGUACCCUGAUUUCUACGUUGUGGCGGAGCGGCACAUUUGUGCCCAGCCCUCCACCUACAUUUCCAUGGAGCAGUUAAGCGGUGUCAUAGAAUGCUACAGAGGACUUGGUCUGCCUGUUAUGUCACUUCUUGCCGCUAGUUCCACCCGUUCGGCGGAGGGGUUUGACAGUGGUCUGGUGGCUGUGGCGCCCACGCGGGCGCGGCGAGUCCACCGCGACGGAGCUGGCAUGAUUGCAGCGGGAGGGGAUGCACCAUCGAACCAUGCUGUAAUGGCUACAUUCCUGGAGUCGGCGCUCAAGGCCAUGAAAGUGGCGGAUGAUCCACAGUUGAGUGACAUGCUGCAAAAGUGUGAGGCGAAGCAAGUGAUGCAUGUAGAGAUUAUGGAGGCGGCUGCCAUGCGGCUGAGGGAGUUGCAUGCCACAUCCCCAAACGUUUUCAGAACGACGGCACUCAUCCGGUUGAUGAUGCGCUUUCAGAAAAAGGAAUGGUUUACGUCUGCCGCCCAGCCUCUCUCGCAGCUGCUAGACGAGUGCGCGGAGAGCGCCAUUCCUGCGUUGGGGCACCGCAUGCUGACGUUGGCUGACGGCGCAUUGAAAUUAUUUCCUGCAGGUGUUCAACCCACGCACUUCUACGCCGCUCUGGUUCGGGACCUUAAGUUUGACGACGUGGCGGCCAGCACGGACGCCAGGCGGUUACCGCUUCUUGCCGGCGUCAUGAUUUCUCUCCGCACCUACGGGGGUCAUGCGUUGCUUGAACAACACAUGUCUAUGAUUUCUGUUGCGGCGGCAAACGCGCCACUACGCGUCCAGGUGGAGCUUGCUGAAAUGCUUGCCCCGCUUCCAGCCGCACGAAGUGCGUUCCUGCCAGAUCUCUUUCAGUCUCUUUCUGCAGAAAGAAAUUGGGUGCGUGUUCUCACUGCACGUGAGGCGGCGCUGCUUCUUGAGAGUCUCGCGCGUAGCCGUUUGCCGUUCAACGACUUGCUUUUGGUGGUAGUAGAGUAUACCAGAGAAAAUCUUGGCCGAUUUGACGCCUCCAAGUUGGUCAAUAUGCUUCUACAGUGCGCGACGAUGGGGUUUAGUGACAUUGAGUUUUACUCCACCACCGCAACGCAUAUUCUGGAGAAGGCCCCAAGGAGUAACGUGCAUGAUCUUUGCUUGCUUAUGUACGUUUUUACGUUUGUCCUGAAGGGUGUGAUUCGUGUGGUGCAGCAGAUACUGCCCCGCCUGCGUGUCUCGGCGAGUCACGCUGUUCCGCGUGAUAUCACACUGGUACUAUAUAGUGCGGUGAAACUCGGCAUUACCCGUCACACGGAGGUGACAACUCCUUUCUGCGAUCGUGCCGCGAACAUCAUCGCCUCCUUCAAGGGUGAAGAGCUUUCCAGUUGUAUGACUUCUUUGCAUGCCCUUCGAUUUGACCACGAGGGUCUGCUCUCCGCCGCUGCACACGUGCUAGGCGCCGAGCUGGCACAUCGUGAGGGCAUAGUGGCAGAGAAGGAGGAGGGGGUCCGCCUUAGCGACGCGCAGAUUGUUUCCAUCGCAAGUGCCAUUGUGCAGCUGCGGCACUCACUACUGCGAACGGAGUGGCACUCACCCCUUCAGCGCAUCUGCUUUGGGUGUCUCCCUACGGCGGGGCCCAGUCAGACGCAUCACAUCGCCGUCACCGUGGCGGCCCUCAAGGAGGCCCCGUGCCAAGCGGGGCAGUGGGAAAAGUUACUGCAGCACGCCAAUGCCGUUUGUCAGCGGUUUCCAAGCGGCACUGUCACGGCGGAAGUCCUCCUCUCUCUCCACGAUUUCAUCACCCGUGACGGCGGCGUUGACAUAAGAGAGGCGCUUGUGGCCUCUCCACUGCUUGCCCACGCGCAGAGAAAUGUGGCGGAUGUUAUGGCCAACACGGAGGUGCGUGACAGACUGCGCAGCAAAGGGCUGCUGGCUCUCAUUGCGGGUGUUGGCGUGCCGCUCAGCGACGAUGACUCUGAUCGCGUCUCCGCCCGCGACAUUCCACUGCGUGAGUCGAUGUUGCUUUAUCACAAAAAGUUGCGACAGACCGCCCCCCACGGGGGGCCGAAACGCAUCAAGUCGCAGGCCCUAAAUCCAACAUCAAUUAGGGCCGCGGCAAAAUCGAAACCCAUGAAGCGGAAAGAGAAGGAUGAAAAUGGCGUCAGCACGCACAGCUGUGGUGGUGAUCGGCUAAGUAAAGAAGGCGCUGAACUCGCUUCUGGCGAUGCGAGUGCAAGCAUUGAGGAUGACGGUGACGAUAAGGCAAUGGGUGCGGGCACCUCCGUUCUGGCUUCUAGGCGCGCUGGAGCGAAGAAGCUGUCCAUUGACUAUGACGUGGAGCCUGAGGCUGAUGUGGAGGAGUUUCACAUUUAG
This is a messenger RNA of Trypanosoma rangeli, 2877 nucleotides long. RefSeq lists its product as uncharacterized. NCBI's taxonomy places the organism in Eukaryota, Euglenozoa, Kinetoplastea, Trypanosomatida, Trypanosomatidae. The transcript has a single exon. Bases 1 to 2877 code for a protein of 958 amino acids. The record is from RefSeq and is a predicted model, not a curated record.